CAAGUGAGAAUAGAUAAGACGGAUAUUCAAUGUCAAAUUCAGAAUAAAUCGUAUCAAUGGCAAAGGCACACUAUCGCUUAUUAUUUAUGUGUUUUUUGUUGAAUGUUGGUGCAUCUACGGUUGCAAGAAAACGACUAUUAUUAGAUGAUCCUGCAGCUAUUUUGAAUCGUCUGGAUCAGUUGGAGAAAACCGUACUAAACCAAACAAAAGAACUUGAUCAACUGAAAAGAACACAGAAUGAUACGAAACCAGCCUUUUUUGCAGUGUUAUUAGUUUCUGGUGAAAAUUUCGGGAACGAACAAAUACUGAAAUUCGACAGUGUAAAAACCAAUAUCGAAGGAGGAUAUGAUCCUAUAACCGGAGUUUUCAUAGCUCCAAAAGAUGGAACAUAUCAAUUUACAGGCGUCAUUUAUUCAAAUGGACAGGGUGCAGAUAUUGAAGCACAGAUGAAUAAGAAUCAUGAACUUUUAUUAAAAGGCUACUCGUCUGGUUCUUCCCAUGCUGAGUCACUGGUCAUGAGUGGUGUUGUCACAUUGAAGACAGGUGAUCAUAUUUUCAUUCAGCACAGAGGACCAGCAGUAGACAAUGCACGUGGGGAUAGUCAUUCAUCGUUUUCUGGAUUCAUGAUAUAG
Mytilus trossulus (common blue mussel) is the source of this 632-nucleotide messenger RNA. Its product is annotated as complement C1q-like protein 3. The coding region runs from base 57 to 632 and encodes 191 amino acids. The record is from RefSeq and is a predicted model, not a curated record. The transcript is spliced from 2 exons. Gene Ontology annotation, molecular function: protein binding. NCBI's taxonomy places the organism in Eukaryota, Metazoa, Mollusca, Bivalvia, Mytilida, Mytilidae.